Paramisgurnus dabryanus is the source of this 9921-nucleotide messenger RNA. NCBI's taxonomy places the organism in Eukaryota, Metazoa, Chordata, Actinopteri, Cypriniformes, Cobitidae. The record is from RefSeq and is a predicted model, not a curated record.
AAAUCUCAAUUAAAAUUAGUUUCAACUUAAAAAUAGCAGAAUUACAUUACAACAAGCAGGGCACUCAUGAAAGUCCUGGAUGUCUAGUUUAGUUGGACAGGAGGUUUUGAUCGUGAGGUGGUAGAGGUUCAUUGAAAACUGUCUUAAAACUAAACACUCAAUAGAAAAUAGCCAUUCACCCUAUUUGGUUAACUAAUCGAUUAUUUGAAUCACAAACCUUGUUGUAAAGCUCCACUGUUCAUUCUCCAAUAUAGCAUUGAGAGAAAACGCUCAAAAAAUCUCUAUCUACCACAGUGCCACAGUGCUGAAAUUGCUGUAUUCUAUCAAAGUCUAUUUAGGGAAGUUUGCAAAUGCUUCCAGACAGUUAUUUUAAUCAUGCAUUAUAAUAACAUUUAUUUGCAGUCAUUUCAGCUGCUCUGUUAUGUGCAUAGUUGAAAGUGCCUCACACGACUCUAUACAGAUCCUCUUCCCCAAAGAAUCAUCAGUCUUUAUUGAUUGAUGAUUGGUUCUUUAAACUGAAAUGCAUCGUCCCAUAUUUAUAAUAAUGUGAGUGCUUAGUCUUGUUUUAUCUAAGACAUUUGAUUCUAUCGAGUGUUUACUUUUCAGUUGCCAUUUUAAAUUGCAUUACAUAUUCUAGGGGUGCACCGAUAAAUGCUGAUAUACACUCACCUAAAGGAUUAUUAGGAACAUCAUACUAAUACAGUGUUUGACCCCCUUUCGUCUUCAGAACUGCCUUAAUUCUACGUGGCAUUGAUUCAAUAAGGUGCUGAAAUCCUUCUUUAGAAAAGUUGGCCCAUAUUGAUUGGACAGCAUCUUGCAGUUGAUGGAGAUUUGUGGGAUGCACAUCCAGGGCACGAAGCUCCCGUUCCACCACAUCCCAAAGAUGCUCUAUUGGGUUGAGAUAUUGUGACUGUGGGGUCAUUUUAGUACAGUGAACUCAUUGUCAUGUUCAAGAAACCAAUUUAAAAUGAUUCAAGCUUUGUGACAUGGUGCAUUAUCCUGCUGGAAGUAGCCAUCAGAUGAUGGGUACAUGGUGGUCAUAAAGGGAUGGACAUGGUCAGAAACAAUGCUCAGGUAGGCCGUGGCAUUUAAACGAUGCCCAAUGGACAAUAAGGGGCCUAAAGUGUGCCAAGAAAACAUCCCCCACACCAUUACACCACCAGCAGCAGCCUGCACAGUGGUAACAAGGCAUGAUGGAUCCAUGUUCUCAUUCUGUUUACGCCGAAUUCUGACUCUACCAUCUGAAUGUCUCAACAGAAAUCAAGACUCAUCAAACCAGGCAACAUUUUUCUAGUUUUCAACUGUCCAAUUUUUGUGAAAUUGUAGCCUUUUUUUCCUAUUUGUAGUUCAGAUAAGUGGUACCCGGUGGGGUCUUCUGCUGUUGUAGCCCAUCCGCCUCAAGGUUGUGUGUGUUGUGGCUUCACAAAUGCUUUGCUGCAUACCUCAGUUGUAACGAGUGGUUAUUUCAGUCAAAGUAGCAACUGAAAGUCGGCCCAUUCUCCUCUGAACUCUAGCAUCAACAAGGCAUUUUUGCCCACAGCACUGCCACACACUGGAUGUUUUUCCCUUUUCACACCAUUCUUUGUAAACCCUAAAAAUGGUUGUGCAUGAAAAUCCCAGUGACUGAGCAAAUUGAAAAGGUGUUCCUAAUAAUCCUUUAGGAGAGUGUACACUAAUAAUACGUUUUCGAUAACUAUUAUGAAUCGCACAGCCGAUAUAAUACACAGCUAUUUCAUGUACUACGGCUUUUGAUAAGUUAGUCCUUAUCGAUCUGAAAUCACUGUUUGUCAAACAUAAUCGUUAUACGUAUUCUUUAUUAUCAUGAAAAUACCGAAAAAGGUUUAAAGAACAGAAAUACAAAUAUAUCCUUAAGCCAUUUCCAGGAGCUGCUUGUCAUAGCUUUGUGUGUAUGAUUUUUCGUCUGCAGCGCAUAUUGAGUUUCUGCACGAGAGCGCCCUCUGGAUUUUGGAUGUAGCAGCAUUUCACCGUAAUUCAUUGAGAAGCAUAGCAAGCAUCAUCGGCCGAUAUAUCGGUGCACCCAUAUCAUAUUCCAGCCAUUCUUUGUUUACAGCUCUAACGUGACAGCUGAUGUAAAUCAAGGAUUUGGGUUAAUCACAAUAGAUUUCAUGAAAAAGCUGAUUAAUGCUUUGAUAGCGGGACAGCCAUAAUUAUUUAGACUAAACAGCCAUUUCAAACAAGUGUUCUGCGAACAGCUAAAUGGAUAAACUAAAAUAGAGUAAAAUGUAUUUAAAAAUAAUGGGCGUUUUCCAAUUUAUGAAUGCAGAUUGACGACAGAACAAUCGAUUUUAGUCAUUUAUAUAUGCAUCAAUAUAGCAGUACUUGUUUAAAACAUUUAAACGCAUGAUUUUAAUUAACAUAUUUGAGUGAAGAUGCAAAUUACCAUGUCAUGAAGAAAAUAAACCAGUUUGGAUCAACAUGAGUGUAAAUAAAUAUUUUUUUGUGUGUGUGUUCUGUGCCUUUAAUUUAGAUUCAAGUCAGGGACACUAUUAAAUAAAAAAAACAAUUAAGAAGAAACUAUUAAAUAUUAAAUAUCAUUCUUACAAGUUAUAGAAUGAGGAGUGGGUGAUAUUUACAAUGUUGGUUAAAAUUGGUUAAUUUGAUAUCGCCAACAAAAUAAUAUAAUACGUGUAAUUAAAUGUAUAUCGCCCAGCCCUUAUUCAGGGCAUUACUAAUGGCAAAUGUUUGCAAGGUUAAUGCUACACUACUUCCUGUUUUGGCAGGAAGCUGAGGGAUCUUUAAGCGAGGCUGCCCAGACUAGUUUCAGUGUUUUUGCAGCAAUAAAUUUGAGGUAAAACAACCAACCAAUGCCGAAUUCAAGCUAUCGCACAAGCACGAAACUGGAACAGGAGUUCCCUCUGAAUCAGGGAGAGUCUGCAUAUAAAAUGGUCUGCAGUUCUCUGCUUCGUAGGUCAGAAGCUUGUUUAUUCUGUCUCCAUGGCUACGUUCAGUCCCAACCAAAUCGCCCAAUUGGCAUGCAUUAGAGGACACCUCUGAAUUCCCAUUGGCUGAUAUUAUUUGUCUACGAGAGGCUGUUUUAAAUAGAUCAGCACUGGGUUUAUCAGCUUAUACCAAACCAAAUCGCCCAAUUGGCAUGCAUUAGUCGACACCUGAAUUAUCAUUUGCCAGUGUUAUUUGUUUGUGAAAAGCUGCUUUGAAUAGAUCAGCACUGGGUUAUGCAGCAGCGACUCUAAAUGCUCUGUAUACCCCACGCAUGUUUGUUAAGCAGUUUAUAAGCUAUAGGACCUUCAGGCCAUUGAUUGUAUAUUUACAAAAUAAUCGUAAAAGCUUCAAACACAAAUUCUUUAUAUAUCUUAGAGUAAGGAAUAUUAAUAUUAACCAAGGACAAACUGGAGUUUCACUGCUUGAUCGGGACUGCUAGCCAGACUUGCAUGGACUGUUUUUUGACGUUCUGUACUAUGCACACUACAGAUGCUGCCGCCACUUGCACCGCCGCCUCCUCUGGAGGCCUCAGCAGUACAGUUCCUUCCUGUCCAAGCAUGCUCUCUGCUACCUUAACCCAAGAGCAGACCUCCAGGCCCCACAGUGGUCCUGCCUCAGAAGGAAUGGGAGUGGAGCCUGGUUCAGCGGUGAACAUCAGUGGGGUAGCUGUGGGUGAUGCCGUUGGAACCACACAGAGCCAGGCGACCCCAUCGAAGCGCCGGACCGUCCUGAGCAUUUCACCGCCUCCGGAAGAUUUGCUGGAUGACAGUCGCAUGUCCUGCCAGGAUGAGCCGCUUCCAAACCUGGACUCGGAGCAGAGCAGCAGCAUCUGGAUGGAUGACUCUGUCUCGAACUUUAGUAUAGCCAGCAGCACUUCAUACAACGACAACACUGAAGUACCCCGAAAAUCUCGAAAGAGAACUCCCCGUCAGCGCCCUGGACCGAAACCUGCCGCCCGAGAUGAAGCUGGCAUGGAUGUGUUUGAUGCAGACAGUGCAAAAGCACCACACUUUGUUCUUUCACAACUGGGUUCAGAUGCCAAAGUCACACCCAAAGUGAGCUCCUUGGAAGUGUCAAACAAUCAAAAGGGUGGUGUCCUUUCCAUUCAAUAUCCACAGAAGAGUGAAGGGAAGGAGCUGAAGAUUUUGGUUCAGCCAGAGACUCAGCACAGGGCACGAUACCUCACCGAAGGCAGUAGAGGGUCCGUCAAAGACCGUACGCAGCAAGGUUUCCCAACGGUCAAAUUAGAGGGAGUCAGUGAACCAGUGGUGCUCCAAGUAUUUGUGGCUAAUGAUGCUGGACGAGUGAAGCCUCAUGGGUUUUAUCAAGCCUGCAGAGUGACCGGACGCAACACAACAGCCUGUAUGGAGGUGGAUAUUGAAGGGACCACAGUCAUUGAAGUAAACCUUGAGCCGACCAACACUAUGACUCUUGCCGUGGACUGUGUUGGAAUCUUAAAGCUAAGAAAUGCUGAUGUUGAAGCUCGAAUAGGUGUUGCCGGCUCAAAAAAGAAGAGCACUCGCGCUCGUUUGGCCUUUAGAGUCAAUAUCCCAAGACCUGAUGGAUCUGUCCUAACCCUUCAAACGCUCUCCUCACCCAUUCUAUGUACUCAGCCUGCCGGAGUGCCUGAAAUCCUUAAGAAGAGUCUUCACAGUUGCUCCGUUGCAGGAGGAGAGGAGGUCUUUAUUAUUGGCAAGAACUUUCUCAAAGGAACCCAAGUGAUUUUUCAGGAAAAUUCUGCAGAUGAGAACGGUUGGCAGGCUGAAGCAGAGAUUGACAUGGAACUUUUUCAUCAGAAUCAUCUAGUAGUGAAAGUUCCUCCAUAUCAUGACCAAACAGUGACCUUUCCAGUGUCUGUUGGGAUUGCUGUCGUGACAAAUGCUGGGAGAACAAAUGAUAUUCAAGCUUUUACUUACACACCUUUAACAGAGAACACUGAUGUUCCAGUAAAGUCAGAAUUAUCAGCCACAGUCAAGGCUUGCACUUUUGAAGAGCAGAUAAAAGCAAUGCAAACCGAGACCAGUUGUCUUAACAAUGUACUAAUGUUGCCUAUCGUCAAACGAGAGGAACCUAUGGAAGUCUCUUGCAAUGCAACACCUUCAGACAUUUUCAAGCCUGCAGAGAACAUUAGUUCCCCCCAACAAAUUUUGGAGAUAAGUACUGUCCUUCCUUCUGCCAGUAAGUCUUUUCCAAGCCCUGUGCCUCUCCAACCAGUUGAAUCACAACAACCACCGGCUCAAAUUUUUACCACUCAAGAGACCCUGUCCACCAUUCAGAAGCAGGACAUUUCUUCACCUGCACCGUUCCAAGUGUCCUUGUCAGAAGACACAACAGUUCUUCAGCCUGUUCCCCCUCAGGUACCUCAACAGUUUCUAAGGGAAACACCAGAGACUUUGUCUCCAGAAGAAAACAGUGCUGAUGGAAGUGUAAUGGUAUUGGUUGGCAUGGAGUCUAGGUCUCCACCAUCACAGCGACAACAGGUUCAAACACUUUUGCCUCAGGAUGGCGUUACACAGCUGGAGAGAGCAGUGAGAGAACUACAAGCACAACAGCAGUUAAAUUCUGUGCUUUACAGCCCAGCUCCAUCUGCGGAGAGCCUUCAGCAACAUGUCCAGGAAAAUAUGAACAGUUUAAGGCUGGGUGGAAAUGAGAGUAACCUGACCAACCAACAACAGCAGCAACAAGAGCAGAAUAUUUUGGAGAACCUGCAACAACAGCAACAGAAGGCACUUGUGGACCUACAACAUCAACAAACCGUCCUUGAAAAUUUGCAACAGCAUCAGAAAGUAUUGGAAAAUCUCCAGCAACAUGCUCUUGGCAACGUGCAGCAGCAGCAGCAAACACAAAAGGUUUUGGAGAAUUUGCAGCAUCAACAACAUCACCACCAGACUGUUCUUGAGAACAUUCAUCAACAAAGUUCAAUAGUGACUCUGCAGCAUCAAAAAGUUCUAGAUAAUAUCCAACAACAGCAACAGCACCAGAAAAAUUUAGAAAAUCUUCAGCAUCAGGAAGUGUUAGAGAGCCUAAAGCAGCAACUCCAGUCAGAGCUCUUGCAGACACAGGUUCCCAUGCAAUGUGCACCCAGCUUCUCUAACGAUCAGCAAAGCUCCAUGCAGACAAGCAAUCUGUCGCAGUCCUCAGAAGGCUUUCUUCAGAACCCAUCCCAGCAGCAGGCUGCAAUUUUCCAACAGACAGGAGGUCUUAUGACCAUUCAGACAUCCAGCUUUUUGCAGCAGCCAUCUUCCCAGCCUUCACCCCCACAGCAGCUUUUUCAGAGCCCCUUGACUGAAACCCAAGACUCACAGACAGUGCUCUUUGGAACCACAAAGUCACCACAGGUCCAGGCAACCUUAUUUUCUGGUACCAUGACAAUGCUUACAGGCACCAAUCUAUCCUCUGAGCAGCAGGCUUCCCCUACAAGUCUAUUUAUUGCACAAAGUGUGUUGCCCAGCCAACUACCAUCGGAUAAUAACCAGAGCCAGCAGCCACAACAGAUAACUUUCCUCACACCCAUGCAGACCACUGGAACCACAGCCCAGACUGUCUCACUUUUUCAAGGACAACCCCAGUUGUCAACUCCAAUGGAACAACAGUCUCCCCAGCAACAACAGAUGGCAACACCCCAACAAACUUCGCUUUUCCCAAAUAUUGCCACAAUGUCCCCAAAUCAAGCACAACAGCAAACACAGACUGGAAUAUUGUUUUGUACAACAGCCCUGAACCCCCAUGACCUGCCCCAGGGCCUCAUAUUCAGUAGUCAGAACCAAGGGCCAGUAGUUAGUGACCGUCUCCCAGAUAAUAUCUUUCAGGAGCAACAACCCAUGCAAGUUGUCCCUAGCUCAGAAAAUCUUACUGUGAACAACUCCUCAAACCAACCCACUGCAUCCGCAGCCCAGCCUCAAAAUCCAACAAUUAUUUUCCCACCAUCUGCUGUGGUAAGCGUAACCCAACAAGACUCUUUAGAGCCCAUGUCUUUUCAAGAUCAGAGCUCUGUGAGUGAUUCAUCUGUCAGUAUGCCUUCAAUGCAGACAGAACUGUUUCAGGACCAACAACCUAUGCAGGUUGUUCCCAGUGCCACCAGCGUAACACCCGUCUCCCCUACGGACCAACCUUCCGUCAACAUUUUUUUGCCUCAGUCAGCCAUUUCAGCCCUACAAGGUGGAGUAGGUGCUCAGGAGUUGCCUCCAACUGGCACGGCAGCCACCAUGUUUAGUGGACAGAGUGGCGUGUCAGUGGGCAGUCUCCAGAACACCACACCGACUGCCACUCAGCAACCUCCUGACCAACUCUUUCAGACAACAAUUGGGGGAACUCUCAGCCAGCCUGGACAACCAGGACAAGCAGGCCUGUUUCUCUUUGAGAUUCCCAGUGAAUGUGGUCAGCUAAUAAAUUCUCCUGGUCCGGCAUUGUCAGAACAGCUUGUCACCAUGGGGCAUCCUGGUUUGGAUCAGAAUCAGAGCCAACUUCAGACCAGUGCACAGAUUCAAACCUUAUUGGACCAGUCCAACAACCUCGACGAUAAGAUAGAUGAACUGUUGGAACAUUUUCAGGAGCAAGAAAAGACUCUCCCUCGGGAUUUUUUGGACCACUGAAGAUAAGUAGUUUGAAACCUCUCUCCAGUAGUCUACCGUCCACACUGCUUGUCAAUGUUUCUUUGCGUAUUUAUAGUCUAAACUUACACUUGUUCAAAUGGGGGUCUUCCCUUGUAUAUGUUUUGUGGUGUUGGAUCUCAUCACAGCGUCUUUUCUUGAUGGACAUUUAAGGGUCCAAUUUAUUCAGGCCAAUGUUUGGCAUUUUAACAUAUCAUGUGACCCAUUCAGUCAUUAAGUAUAUUGGCACUUUGCUACUUUGUAUUGUGUUCUUGACUUCCACUUGAAUCUUAUCCAUUUACUAACACCAUUAAUCUGUAUUCUGAAAAUCAACUUCGACUCCAAAACUCUCUGUUUGCCAUUAAGAUAACUCAUACAUUGUGAAUGAAUCUGAAACAUUUUAGCACUUUAGGGAGUUUCUACUCUCUUUUAGCUUUGUAACUCAUAUGUGUCUACUUGGUUGUCAAAGCUGUUUAUGUUUUACUAGUCAUAAUGCUUUUCUUAAAAUUUGUUUUGUUUCAUUUACUCUUCAUUGUCUGUUAGGAGAGUAUAGCUUAUUUUAUGAGCCAUGUUUUUGAUUAUUUGCAUACAUGGCCUGCAAAUCUCACAUUGUAACAAUGCCCAGUGUACACUCCUCGCCUAAUGUUUUAUUUCAUCUUAUUUAAAUGAACAAGAGGUCCAACUUUUAAACAUGAAUUUCUACCAGGGUUGUGUAAGUGUGCAAGAUUAAUAUAUGUGAACAUGAAAUUGUUUUAUGACCUUAUACACUAUCUAUGAUUCGUUUUUUGCGUGCUCAGCAGAAGGAAAUGGAGCACAUGUUUGUACUAUAUAAGAUGCAGCUACAUUUUUGAUUUUGGAUCAUGUAUGAUUUAUGGAGAUUAUUUAAAUAAGCACAAACAUGGGAAUGUCAUUUGUUAUGGUGGUUUUCCCAUCAGUACUUUAAUGGUUAGGUCACUCCCCCUCAAAAAAAAAUACGGUCAUCAUUUACUCACAUUCAUGUCGUUCCAAUCCCAUGUGAUUUAUUAUUCUCUAUGGAACACAAAAUAAGUGGUAAGGUAAAGAUCAAUGUGAAAAAUAAUGAUGGUAAGUAAAGAUGAUGGUUUAAUAUUUUCCUAUUAAAAAGUAAAUAUUCCUUUGUAGUAGUUUUUGGGCAACUUAAAAUAACAGUUACAUAAAUAUUUCCCUAAAGGGUUAUGUAGGGAUUAUUUGUUUAUACCACAAAGUUACAAUAGAUCCCAUCUGUGUUCAUAAAGAAGAAACAACCCUUGUUACUAGCCUUUCAUUGGACAAGCAAAUUUUGCCAUUUUACAGACCUACAGAAAUCACAAUACACACAAUAAAAUUUGCUAUCUCUGCCUAUGUUGUUUAACUAUUUGGAUAAAAAGGCUAAAUCCAGCCAAUUUUGAAGAUGAAGCUUUAUAAACAUCAAUGCAGGACAAUCUCGAGUUUCAAAAAUGAAAUUUGGGCAGAUUCACCAAUAUUAUUUGUUAUGUGUCCUAACUGGAAAAUUUCUCUAAAUGUAGUGUAAAAAAAGGGGUAGUGUACUCUGCUAAAUGAAAUCAUACAGGGUUUAAUAUCUCACAUUGACAGAAUAUGUUGUUUACAUUGCAUUGAUUUCAAUGGUUAAUCCUAAUGUUUAUUAUGAUGACAUUUUAGGCCAUGGUGAUUUAUCUUUUUUUAAUACAUUUUCUAAAGUCAAUGUCAACUUUCCUAAAAAGACCUUUUUGUGGUAGAAAACUGCGAUAUAUUAAAUCACAUGUAUUUCACAAUUUAAUCCUUCAUAAACACAUGCAGUGUUUUUAAUACAUUUUUAGGACUUUACAUCAGUAUACUCAUUUUAAAAAGCAGCUUUUGCAUUAACAAUAGUAUCAUGCAAAUAUAAAGUGAGAAGUUGUAUUUAAUGUCUUCAUAAACAUUGUAACAUAUGUCAGUUGUUUUUACAUCAUACCCUUUCUUGCCUUUAUAUUAUUAUUAUUAUUAUUAUUUUAUAGUAUAUGCUUGAUGUAAAAUCGGCAUAAAAAUUGUAAAUAGUAAACCGGUCGUUUUAAGUGUGCUGUUCCUUUGUGAGGUAGCAGUUUGUUAAAUGCGUGCUCUCUUUGUAGUAAAACAUAAUUUCUCACCUGCAAGUGAGGCGUACGUACAGUAUUUUUGUAAGCCUGAAUUUCAAAAUGGAAAUGUACUGUGUACAUUUUAAACAUUUUAAAAGUCAACUUUGUCCCUUCUGCAGUACUGUACAUCAUGUGUCAGUAUCCAGAACCGUGAAAAUGAUGGUUUUUGUUCCCAUCACUGUGUUACAAAAUGGUAAUUGAUGUAUUUGGUUGGUGAAAUUCCAAUAUUGUCAAUUUCUACAUUAUAAAAACGAGUGGCUAUG